AUGAAAUUAUCAUUUUGUCAAUGUCGAAGAUGGCAUAAUUUACCACAGAAUAAAAACAAGAUUUAUCAACGAUUAUACGCUGCCACAUAUCGAUCAUUAUUAUCAUUAUUACCUCCAAUCUGUUCUCAAGUUUUAUUCAAUGAUAAUAAUAUACAAUCUAAAUAUAUAUCUCCAAAAGGUUUAUCUGGUUGUGUUAUACCGAUUGGAACAUUUCCAAGCACAAUUUUAGCUCUUGAGUAUUUAUACGAAACAUAUCAGCAGAAGAAUAUGAUUAUAAAAUAUGUGGAUAUGAUGGACAAAAUACGAAAUGUUGGAUUAACAUUAGAUCCACGUACAGAUGAAGAACGUCAAGCAAAAAUAAAUACGAUAUGUAAUGUUACACAAAGAUUCUGUACUGGAAUAUUACAACAAUAUUCAAGUUUCAAUGAUUGUCAACAAUUUUUAAGAACACAAAUACCUUAUGCUUCAUAUGAUAGAGCAGAUGAAGGAAAUGUUAUUUGCCGUUUUGUUCAUACAUAUUUUGUACCUUUAUUACCAUCUAUACAUUGUCCACAUGUGGGUCCAACUGGAGGAGGAGCAUGUACUGAUAAAACAAUCGACUUUUAUUAUAAUCAAACAAAUUUUCUGGCUUGUACUCAUAAACAAUAA
Molecule: messenger RNA, 648 nt
Organism: Rotaria sp. Silwood1
Lineage: Eukaryota; Metazoa; Rotifera; Eurotatoria; Philodinida; Philodinidae
Source: the annotation of a GenBank genome assembly